Messenger RNA from Spodoptera frugiperda (fall armyworm), 953 nucleotides. RefSeq names its product trypsin, alkaline C-like. Gene Ontology annotation, biological process: proteolysis. The transcript has 4 exons. The record is from RefSeq and is a predicted model, not a curated record. NCBI's taxonomy places the organism in Eukaryota, Metazoa, Arthropoda, Insecta, Lepidoptera, Noctuidae. The coding region runs from base 122 to 889 and encodes 255 amino acids. Gene Ontology annotation, molecular function: serine-type endopeptidase activity.
GCGCAUGUGUAGUGAUAAUUUGGCAUUUAAUCUCCCGGUAUAGUACACUAAUCGAUUUCAUUUUGAUAUAAAUACUGUCAUCAAUUGGCAAUUUACCUCACUUGUCCACGAGUUAUCCAAAAUGCGUGUCAUCGCUUUUCUAGCCCUUUGCAUCGCGGCUGUGGCAGCUGUCCCAGCAAAUCCCCAAAGGAUUGUGGGUGGAACGGUGACUACCAUUGACCAGUACCCCUCGAUUGCCGCUCUCUUGUACACGGUGAACUUCAACACCUACUUCCAAGCUUGUGGCGGUACCAUCCUUAACAACAGGGCUGUUCUUACUGCUGCCCACUGCACAGUUGGUGACCAAGUGAACAGAUGGCGUAUCCGUGUCGGCUCCACCUUCGCCAACAGCGGUGGUAUUGUAAACGACGUCAACAGGAUCAUUAUUCACCCAUCUUACGAUGACAGCACCCUGGACAGUGAUCUUUCUAUCUUGCACUCUGCUUCAGCCUUCUCUUUCAACAACAAUGUCCAAGCUGCUUCCAUCGCUGGCUCCAACUACGUUCUUGGUGACUUCCAACCCGUGUGGGCUGCUGGUUGGGGUACAACUUACUAUGGCGCACCCACUGGCUCUGAGCAGCUCCGUCACGUGAUGGUGGUCACUGUCAACCAGGACAUUUGCAGAGCUAACUACGGUCUCGUCUUCUUGACUAUCACCCAAAACAUGUUGUGCUCUGGCUGGCCCACCGGUGGUCGCGACCAGUGCCAGGGUGACUCUGGUGGUCCCCUCUACCACAAUGGCGUUCUCGUCGGUGUCUGCUCUUUCGGUCUUGGAUGUGGUCUGGACUCCCUUCCUGGUGUCAAUGUUCGCGUAUCUAGGUUCACCUCCUGGAUCAGCUCUAACUCGUAAAUACAUAUCGAAUAAAAUUUAAGCUAAGUCGAAUCGAAUAAACUACUGAAUAUUGUUCCAUAAA